AUGGACUGCACCUUAGCCUUUGCAACCAAUACCAAUAUCGAUCGCUCUUCACUUCUUGCCUUAAAAUCUCACAUCACAUUUGAUCCUCUCAAUUUACUGAGAAAGAAUUGGACUACCGAAACAUCUGUUUGUAACUGGAUAGGAAUUACAUGUGAUCCUAUCAAUAACCGUGUCACCGAGUUGAAUAUUUCUAAUAUGCAGCUCGUAGGCACCAUUCCACCUGAAAUCGGAAAUCUUUCUUCUCUGGUUUUACUAGACAUGAAUGAGAACUCCUUCCACGGUCCGAUUCCGGCCUCCAUCUUCAACAUCUCAUCCAUACAAGUAAUAACUUUGAGAAGUAAUGCUUUGUCAAGUGAGCUACCAAUCGACAUGUGCAAGCACAGUCUUCACAACCUCAAAUUACUUCGUAUAUCUUCCACUAAGCUGUAUGGAGAAAUACCAUCGAGCUUGGGCCUAUGUUCAAACCUUGAGCUACUUUCCUUGUACAACAAUAGCCAUCAUGGAGUGGUGCCAAAAGAUAUUGGAAACUUGACACUGCUCACUCGAUUAUUCCUUGGGUUCAACAGUUUAACUGGUAAUAUUCCCAAAGAGAUUGGUUAUCUUAAUAAUUUAGAGAUGUUAAACAUGGCAUCCACUGGACUUGAUGGAUCAAUUCCAAAAGAAAUUGGAAACAUGACAUCCCUUCAGUAUAUAUACCUUGACAACAAUGCAUUAAGUGGUGCUAUUCCACAAGAGAUUGUCCAGCUUGAUAAUUUACUAGUGUUGUCCAUUGAUUCCAACAAGUUGACGGGCACUUUACCGUCGACUUUUUCUAACAUGUCUUCAGUGAAUUAUAUUUCAUUAAGUCAUAACAUGCUUAAUGGGACACUGCCAAAAGAAAUUGGCAACAUGAAAGCACUCCAAGAGUUAUACCUCAUUAACAAUAGUUUAACCG
Messenger RNA from Salvia splendens (bonfire salvia), 934 nucleotides. Its product is annotated as probable leucine-rich repeat receptor-like protein kinase At1g35710. Gene Ontology annotation, molecular function: protein binding. The transcript is spliced from 3 exons. NCBI's taxonomy places the organism in Eukaryota, Viridiplantae, Streptophyta, Magnoliopsida, Lamiales, Lamiaceae. The annotation marks the transcript as partial. The record is from RefSeq and is a predicted model, not a curated record.